Xyrichtys novacula (pearly razorfish) is the source of this 5791-nucleotide messenger RNA. The record is from the annotation of a GenBank genome assembly. Lineage: Eukaryota; Metazoa; Chordata; Actinopteri; Labriformes; Labridae.
GGUCUCUGUGAAUAUACGUCAUCAUUAGUGGACGCAGCGUGCCUGUGUGUGAAGGACGCCGAAAAGAGGAUCUAGAUGAAUUAGAGUCUAUAUUAAAGGUGAGUUAGUGAAUGUUAAUUCAGAGAUAUGAGAUAAUUCACCUGUUAGUCACUUAAAUUCUGUUCCCUGAAACAGUAAAGAGGGAAACAAACAGAACUCUGAUCCAGACUGAGCUAACCGGAGCUAAAGCUAACCUGGAUCAGAGUUAUUGACUCUAUAAUCUGUAAACUUUACUCUCUGUGUUCAAACAUUGAAUAAGAUUAUAACAAGAAUCACAGGUCAUUAACAAACUCUGAAAACCUCCAGGAUCCGUAAUGAGCGCGUAUUUACGAUCUUCGAGCUGCUCUUGAUUCGAUGCUGCGACGGAGCUGAUCCGCGUCCUCUACGCUUUGCUGCGGUGAUUAGAACUAUUUGCUGCAGGAUACGCGACGCUCCAAAUACGCAUCCUGUACGUUUUAACCUUUAGACACUAAACUUGUACACCCAGACUGUUCUGACCGUAAAUGAGUGAGUGAGAAAUAUUCAUGUCAUUAUAUUAAAGCUGAGUUAUAAACAUGCGGUAAAUACACAUUUUAUUACAUUAACAUUAAAUAUGAAAUAACGGUGUGUGAGGCGGUGGAGAAGCGCUCCAAUCUCACUGUACUUCUGUAUAAUGACAAUAAAGGGCAUUCUGGUUCUGAUCCUGGUUCUGGUUCUGACUGUCGUCUCUGUCCUCAGGUGUGUCUCAGGUGUGUUUCCAUGGCGGUGUCAUGUCUGACUCGAGCUCUGCGCUCCUUGUCUCUCUCCCACCAUGCCCUGCUCCCCUCACAGGUAAACACCUGUCCAUGUCGUCUUACAGCAGCUCGGUCAUCAAUCAUCAAUAAUCACCUCUGACUGUUAUUGAUCACAGGCAGCAGCAGCAGCAGCUCAGAGUAAAGCUGGAGCUCCGCUGAUGUUGAAGACCGUCCAGGUGAGAGGCUUCCUGACCACAGCUGCUCUGGAUCAGAACCGGACCUUCUGGAAGCAGAUGGAGAAGUACACCAUCAAACCCAUGGGCAUGAAGAAGACCGGAGGUCGGGAUCACACAGGUACCCCCCAGAGAGGGACUGUGGACCCGGAUCAGCCGGGGAUGGUUCCCUUAGAACCAUGAAAAGGUCUCAGAUGAGGUUCAGGGAGGAUCUAAAGAAGGGAGCCAGAAACACCGAAACACCGGUGUUCUGAAUUUAAACACACCUUCUUCUGUCUGUAGAUCUACUUUGAACCAUUUCAUCACUAAAUUAAUCUUUAAAUCAAUCAAUCACUAAAUUGAUCACCCGUUCUGUCCAAAGAUCUGGAUCAGACCCGCUCUUUAUCGCCCCCUUUACUUCGAAGUCCAGUUCCUCCUCCUUUAAAGGGCUGUUCGCUGUUUUUUUGUGCGUCUCAAACAGGGAAGAUCAAAACUCACGGCAUCGGCGGAGGUCACAAACAGAGAUACCGCUGGAUCGACUUCCAGCGGCUGCGAUACGAAGCGGGGAGAGACGCCGCACCGUUUGAGGAGAAGGUGGUGGAGGUGCGCUACGACCCGUGCAGGUGAGUCCAGCUCUGAGCGCGCAGAGACUCCGGUUGUUUUAAAGAUGGAGGACGUGUGAUGAUAAAAGGUCGGAUCCUCUCAGGUCUGCAGACAUCGCUCUGGUCGCUGGAGGAAAGAGGAAAAGGUGGAUCAUCGCCACGGAGAACAUGCAGGCCGGAGACGUGAUUAAGACCUCCGGAGUGAUUGGACGGAUGGCAGGUAUGAAGUCCGUCCUUCGAAGUUUGAGUCGGGCUGAGAGACGCUCAGACUGAACGUUUCCAUCUGUGUCUGACUCCGCAGUCUCGGCCAAUGAGGGCGAUGCGUACCCGCUGGGAGCCCUGCCUGUGGGGACGCUGGUCAACAACCUGGAGAUCCAACCGGGGAAGGGGUCCGAGUACAUCAGAGCUGCAGGUCCUCAGAUUAGAGACUUUUUAUAAUUUAAAGUUUAUAAUUUUUCAACAGACAAACGAACUUAAAACAAAACAGAAAUAAUGGAGGUCAAAAAUUAGUCAUAAUAAUAAAAUAAACAAAAGAAGAUGAAACUAAGACAGGCAGGUGAGUUAGUAAGGUAAGAAAGUGAACACACCUGUCGACCAAAACUAUCCUGUUCUUCUUUUCUCAUCUUCACUCUUUAAUCUCUCCAUCAUCAGAGUUAACGAGGAUCCUUCUCAGGGUUUUUAUCUUUCUGAAGAUCAUUAUAACCUUUAUUAUUUAUCCAAGGACACAUCUCAGACCAUCGUGAAGCUUUAGGAUGUAUUUUGGGUUAAUGAAGUAACAUUAGAUUGGACUUCUGUCCUGACCAACAGGACCCACCUCUUUAAUAAGUGAACUCUACCCUCUAAAUAAAUGUUUUCUUUAAAUCUAAUAUAGGAAAGAAAAUUUCUAAUAGAUCGUCUAUAAUUCUGACGUCUUUUCUGACCCUCUGAGCUCAAAAAAUCGUCUGUCUUUCUAUCUUUAUUUGUGUCAUAGAUGCAUCUUUUUGAGUAGACAGAGAUUUUACAUCUUUUACUUCGAUUAGAGACUUAAAAACACAAAGACUUCAGGAGGACGGUCUUCAUGUGUGAACAGAGAGUUAGAGGUGGACCGUCUGUUGCUCUCCUGAAGGUCACAGCUGUAGUUUGAAGGUCGUCCUGCUCAGUGUCUGUAACUCUCUCUCUCUCUCUCUCUCUCUCUCUCUCUCUCUCUCUCUCUCUCUCUCUCUCUCUCUCUCUCUCUCUCUCUCUCUCUCUCUCUCUCUCUCUCUCUCUGUCUCUCUCUGUCUCUCUCUCUCUCUCUCUCUCUCUCUCUCUCUCUCAGGGACGAGCGGCAUCCUCCUGCGGAAGGUCAACGGGACCGCCAUCGUCCAGCUUCCCUCCAAGCAGCAGGUUCAGGUGAGGAUGACGACGAUGAUGAUGAUUGACGGUCCGACUGUUUUUCAGACUUCACUCUGACCCCCGUCUUCUGGACCCUCAGGUUCUGGAGACCUGCGUCGUGACCGUGGGACGAGUGUCCAACAUCAACCACAACAAGCAGAUCAUCGGGAAGGCGGGUCGGAACCGCCGGCUCGGCAGACGCCCCUCGAGCGGGCUGUGGCACAGGAAAGGCGGCUGGGCGGGUCGGAAGAUCAAACCUCUGCCUCGGAUGAAGAGUUACGUGAACCUGCCCUCCAUCUCGGCGUGAGGACGCCGGAGGGGCGGAGUCUGGACUGUUUAUGUGUGGAGGAAUAAAGAGUGGAGUUUGUACAGAAGAUUAAAAACUUUAUUAAACACGACUGCCUGUGAGAGCAUGGAAAGAAACCAAACAAUAUAAAAAUCCAAAACAUAUUUACAUGGAUAGUAAAACAUGCAGAGUAGUAACCCAUAUCUUUAGUGGUUUCAAAUUUAAAAAUACUGUCAUGUCUCUAAAAUAGGGUUUGUGCAAAGACACCGGGGGCGUUUCAAGGAACCGGAGCGACGACGAGGCAGCGCCGUGUCCGUGUCUGACCGGUCCGGCCUCCUCAAACACCCCCACGCUACCUCUAGAUUCAGGGCGAGUAAAAAAAAAUGACACUUCAGGUCAAAACAUCGAAAUGAGCCCGUUUACUUUAACGAUGAUUCCCUCAAACGCACCAGAAACGAGAGAUUUCACCGAGUGGCAAAACAUGGAGGAACAGACGGCCGGGACCGGACUGGAGAGGGGACCGGCUCUGGGUUUUACAGAGUCCCUGCAUGAGGUUCUGGUCUUAAGUACGUGGAUUAGUCACAGAAGAUCCGGGUCAGUUUGGACUCCUCGAUCAGCUGUUCAGCGAAAACCAAACAAACUAAGAAGACGCCGUCAGGACCGAGACCCGGUACCAAGAGGGGCGGAUCUGAGGAAACCAGCAGCUCACAUACAGCUGCGGUCCGGAGUUCAGUCAGAGCAGCAGGUCGUCCCCGAGAGGACGGAGCGACUCGACCGCCGUCACUAACAAACGAAAACACGCUCAGUCGUCUUCGAUCACCGCCGUCACAUCUCAGAUUCAUCUGGAGUAAAACUAUGCUUUUAUUUUGAAGUACAGGACACUUCCUGUGGAUCAUGAGCUGCUGAUCUGAGUGACAGCGGUCUGAAUGUUGACCUCUGACCUCUACUGUAAACUCGCCACAGUUCUUGGUUUUAAAGCUCCAGUGAGGAACUUCAUGUCGAGUUUGGCGCCCCCCUGUGGACGGUCCUUAAACUCAGAAUCUUCUGCCUCUCCGUGUCUCAGAACCUCGCCCGUCACGGACCUGAACAGAUGACCAGUGCACUGAACCGUCUGCUCGGUCAAACCUCUCUCUGGUUCUGGUUCUGGUUCUGGUUCUGGUUCUGAUCCGCUGAGACUAAAACACGUCAAACCAACAAGAACCUCAAAGAGCCAAAAAAAACACAGACUGUCCCUUUAAUCCAGACGAACGUCCCCGCGUUUAAAGGGUCAUUUCAUCAAAUCGAUCUGCAGACCCGCCCAGGAAGUGGUUUUCAUCGAAACCCCCGACCCCGAGAGUCCAGGUCAAAGUGCAUCAUCACAGAGGGGGGUGGGGUCUGAUGGCGUCAAACAUCGUCACAUCAGGAGCUCUGCUAACAUAUAUAUAUAUUUAUUUAUUUGGCAUUUAUGUCGAGGAGUAGGGGGCGCUAUUGUGCUUUAAUUUUCAUGGGGGGGCGGGGUCACAAUAAUACAGAUCUAUGUUAUAUUUUCUAUACAGACUAAAAAAAACCAUCAGAGUCUUCACUUUAGAAAAACUAACUCCUACUGAAGGCCCUUUGUCCGAGUCAACGCCAUCAGGAGUACCGUCACGCAGACACGCCCCCAUCCAGAGGCCGCUGCAGCGCCAACACCUGCGGCAGGAGGCGGAGCUGCGAGGAAGGACACGGCGGUAAACGCACCGUCGCCUCAGAGACGGAAACAAGCUCGAUUUGGCACAUCACCGCACAUCAGGAGCGUUUGUUCAAUACGGCAGGACGCCCUCCGCACGCCAUCGCCACCUCAGUAACCUCCGAAACUCAGAAAAGGACGACGACGAUGGCGACGACAACAACACAGCUGGAAAACUGAAAAACACUCCAUGACCUCCAAACUAAGAGACGGGUCAGAGUCACUUCAGCUGUGAGUGACUUCCUGCUUCACGACCUUCAGGAGAGUCCCGGCGCCGUGGAACACGAAAGAAAGGCGAAAUUCAGAACAUGUGAUGUUCCGGUCUCGUGAAGAACGUCCGCUCGUGUUGACCCGACGCAGCUACAGUUCUAAGAUGAAUUUCCUCGGACCAUCAGAACUCGGGAUGUUCUGAGUCGUUCUCACGGCGCCCGACUCUCAGCGUUCAGGUUGGAUCUGACGUUCCUGUAAAGCCCGUCGUGAUGACCUGCUCCUUCCUCGCUUCAUCCAUCAUAGCUACCUUCAGAAACGCCACGCUGAGUGGUUUUCAGGUCGCCGUGCGCCCGAACGAACGCGGCGGCGGCUCCUCUCUGUCAAAUUCAUCUUUUGGAGGAAGUAAAGGGACGAGUAAGAAAAGAGAGUUAGAGAGAAGGACUCCGUCUAGAUUCACAGCAAUAUCCCAACUUUCAACAACAAACACAAGCUCACACACGCCACUGCACGUCACCGUCACACUCCUCCGUUUUCUAUAGAGUAACAAUAAAUGUAGGAUUUCACAGAAAUAAUAAAAUGUUAACAAAACAAAGUGCAAACACAGCUGCCAUUAUUGAAAUGUGGCAAAUUGUCAAAACCCCCCAAAGACCUCCGAGGCGGUCGCACAAAUC